This is a messenger RNA of Penaeus indicus, 888 nucleotides long. RefSeq names its product lipase 3-like. Gene Ontology annotation, biological process: lipid metabolic process. The transcript has 7 exons. NCBI's taxonomy places the organism in Eukaryota, Metazoa, Arthropoda, Malacostraca, Decapoda, Penaeidae. The record is from RefSeq and is a predicted model, not a curated record. Bases 1 to 888 code for a protein of 295 amino acids.
AUGUAUAAGACUGUGGCAUUGGUGCUGGUCCUAAGCCUGGCGGGAGUUCUCGAGGCUUUCCUCUCCAGGAGCGAGGGCAGUUGGGGCGUCAACUUGAGUGCGCCGGAGAUGAUCCAGGCCCUCGGCUACCCUGUGGAAGUGCACCACGUGACCACCAGCGACGGCUACAUCCUCGAACUGCACCGCAUCCCCUUCGGUUUGUCCUCGGAGGGCUAUAGAGACCGGCCUGUCGCCUUGCUCUACCACGGCUUGUAUGGGUCUUCGGCUGACUGGAUCUUGAACAGGGCUGACCAGGCUUUGGCUUAUGUCAUGGCUGACGACGGUUAUGACGUGUGGCUGGCGAACGCGCGAGGCAACAGGUAUUCGCGCGCUCAUCAAACUCUCGACCCGAAGGACAUCAACUUCUGGGAUUUUAGUUGGGACGAAAUCGCUGACUUCGACCUCCCAGCUACGAUCGACUACGUGUUACCAACCACCGGAGCAAGAGACCUGUUCUAUGUUGGCUUUAGCAUGGGAACCACUGUGUUCUUUGCUAUGUUGAGCGAACACCCUGAAUAUAACGCUAAGAUCCGCGCGAUGGCCGCCUUGGCUCCUGUGGCUCACCAGGGGAAUGCGCGCGGUCUUGCGUCCCAAGUGGCUCCCUUCAUCAACCAGAUUGACAAGAUGUUCACUAACAUGGGCGUGGGCGAGAUUUUCCCCAACAAUGCACUCACGCGUUCGGUGGCGAUGAAAUUCUGUGACAGGAACUCUCCUACAGCGAUAAUUUGCCGCAAGAUCCUCGCCAUCAUCGGCGGACCCAAUCCCGAUGAAAUGAACAGAACGUCCCUGCGAUGGAUCACGACGAUACUGAGACUGGUGGAUUCCUCUCGCCCUCUGUUACUCACAUAG